AUGUCGGUGAACGGGACGGUGUGGGGUCGCGUGCGGGGCCGCCUCCGCGCCUUCCCCGAGCGCCUGGCGGCCUGCGGGGCCGAGGCCGCGGCCUACGGCAGGUGCGUGCAGGCCUCCACUGCCCCGGGCGGCCGCCUGCGGAAGGACCUCUGCGCCCAGGAGUUCGAGGCCCUGCGGAGCUGCUUCGCUGCCGCGGCCAGGAGGAGCGCGAAGGGGGGCUGCUAG
Molecule: messenger RNA, 225 nt
Organism: Elephantulus edwardii (Cape elephant shrew)
Lineage: Eukaryota; Metazoa; Chordata; Mammalia; Macroscelidea; Macroscelididae
Gene: NDUFAF8
Product: chromosome unknown open reading frame, human C17orf89
Exons: 3
Coding region: 1-225 (74 amino acids)
Biological process (GO): mitochondrial respiratory chain complex I assembly
Cellular component (GO): mitochondrion
Source: RefSeq, a predicted model, not a curated record